Molecule: messenger RNA, 735 nt
Organism: Trypanosoma rangeli
Lineage: Eukaryota; Euglenozoa; Kinetoplastea; Trypanosomatida; Trypanosomatidae
Product: retrotransposon hot spot (RHS) protein
Exons: 1
Coding region: 1-735 (244 amino acids)
Source: RefSeq, a predicted model, not a curated record
AUGGCGGCUGACUCCUACCUCCUUUAUCAGCUGCUGCACUACGACGCCACGAAGCUCCAUGUGGUUGUGUACUGCUUUGGAAGGGAUUUUGCAUACUUGUUUGACAAGAGGACACGAACGGUGACAAUAUACGUGGGUGAGAGUAAUAUUGGAAGGGCUAUGAUAAAUUUGGCUGGGAGUGGAAUGAAGGGGUAUAUCAUCAUCGAUAUGGCAAUACAUUUUGGAGAGCCAUCUAAUGAUGUUGUGCCCUCCCCUGAGUGGGGCAUCAUUACGUUGUCGUCUCCGCACGAAGAUAACCUGAAAGCAUGGACGGAGCAGGCGGAGUAUUGGAGAAGGAUGCACAUGCACAUGCAUGACGUCGGACCGAUUCCACGAUGCAUCUUUCAAUUCAAUGAGUAUAAGGACCGCGUGGAGGAAAUCAAGGACAUCCUGGCAGGUAUCGAUGCCUCAAAUGCUGUACAUUAUGGGAUGAUUGGAGGUGUGGAAGAGUGGCCCUCGAAUGACGCUUCUCACAAACUUAUGAAGGCUGUCAGAGCAAUAACACAACGCGGUCUUGAGGCGUUUGUGAACCUUCCGGUCUGUUUUUCCAUUGAAAGCAAACUAAUUGGAAGGUUGCUCGAGGUGGAUGAGAAGAAUGACAUUUUUUUUCGAAUAUCGAAGUGCAGAAAAGAAUUAUUGGCAGACGCUUCGGAGCGGUAUACUCUGCACACAUUCCUGCGUAGAGUCUUUAUGUAA